Messenger RNA from Dermatophagoides pteronyssinus (European house dust mite), 948 nucleotides. RefSeq names its product 3-hydroxyacyl-CoA dehydrogenase type-2-like. Gene Ontology annotation, cellular component: mitochondrion. Gene Ontology annotation, biological process: androgen metabolic process; estrogen metabolic process; fatty acid metabolic process. Gene Ontology annotation, molecular function: estradiol 17-beta-dehydrogenase [NAD(P)+] activity. The record is from RefSeq and is a predicted model, not a curated record. Lineage: Eukaryota; Metazoa; Arthropoda; Arachnida; Sarcoptiformes; Pyroglyphidae.
UACCUUAGCCAUCCAUGUGUUGUCCAAUUUAUAUUGUCAAUACUGUAUAUAAACUAGCAAUUUGUUAAAAUAAUAAUUUGAAUUUAGUUAUGACAAUGUUGUUGAAUACAAUUAGAGGAUUAACAGCAUUUGUUACCGGUGGUGGAUCUGGUCUUGGUCUGGCCGUAUGUCGACAUUUAGCGAGACUUGAUGCACGUGUAAUAACAAUCGAUUUGAAGCCAAGUGAAGAAAAAAUUGAUAAUGUUAUCGGAAUAAAAGGUGAUAUCAGAAAAGAAGCUGAUAUAAUGGAAGCAUUGAAAUUAUGUCAAGAUUCAAACGAUGGCCAACAACGUUUGAAUAUCUUAGUCAAUUGCGCUGGCGUUGCCAAUGCAUUUAAAUUGUAUAAUUUUAAUUCACAAAAACCUCAACGGCUACGAGAUUUUCUUGAUUUAGUUGAUAUCAAUAUCUAUGGUACAUUCAAUGUGAUUCGAUUAGCGAUACCAUUGUUGGUUAAUAAUCCAAUGGGUGUAAAUGGAACAAAAUCGGUUAUCAUAAAUACAUCAAGUAUAUUGGCAUGGGAAGGCCAUGAAGGGCAGACUGGUUAUGCGGCUACACAAGGAGCAUUGAAUUCUAUGACAUUACCAUUAUCCAGAGAUCUGGCCAAAGAAGGCAUACGUGUCAAUACAAUUGCUGCCGGUUUUUUUGAAACACCAUUAGUAAUGCGAUCAAAUGCACCAGAAUUAUUAGAAUUCAUUCAAUGUUCUACACCUUGCCCUUCAAGACUUGGUCAACCGGAAGAAUUUGCCAAACUAGUCGAGACAAUUAUUGAAAAUCCUAUGCUGAAUGGGGAAAUAAUACGAUUGGAUGGUGCAUGUAGAUGGCCAGAAAGGGGAUAAUCAUUCUAUCAUCGUUUUGUAAUAUAGUAGUAUUUUUUUAUUGAUAAAAAAAAUCAUUUCAUUUGUCCAUCAA